Entrophospora candida is the source of this 456-nucleotide messenger RNA. NCBI's taxonomy places the organism in Eukaryota, Fungi, Glomeromycota, Glomeromycetes, Entrophosporales, Entrophosporaceae. The record is from the annotation of a GenBank genome assembly.
AUGCCAUUAUCAAAAAAUCAAAUUGCUCAAAGAAAAAAUUUCAAAAAUCGAUCUAACAAUUCAUCUACAGGUCAAUUUGAAGAAAGUAAAGUAUCAGAUUCUUCUGACUCAGAUUUUAUUUUAUCAGAUGAAAUUUAUUCUUCAGAUUCUAAAAUAUCACAAGCUAUUAAAUUUAGAAGAUAUGAACCAUCUGAUGAAACCAACAGUAGUGAAAAUAUGAAUAAAUUGGAUGAUGAUAUAAACAGUACUAAAAAAAAUUUAAAUGCUGAUAAUAUUAUGAGUGAAAGAAAAGGAACAAAAAAUAUUUUAAAUGAAAAGAAAUUCUCUGUGAAAGAAUUUCAGACUCGAAUACAACAAAGAGUUCAUGAAAAGUCAUUAUACGCAUCAGUUGUUAGCAAAGAAAUUUUUGUGGGUGUUGAAUUAAUGGAAAUUGAAUAUGACAAUACAAUCAAAUGA